Arabis nemorensis is the source of this 558-nucleotide messenger RNA. NCBI's taxonomy places the organism in Eukaryota, Viridiplantae, Streptophyta, Magnoliopsida, Brassicales, Brassicaceae. The record is from the annotation of a GenBank genome assembly.
AUGAAUCAGUAUGAGCGUGGGAUUAAGAGUGUCUUUAAGCUUAGUAGUACUAAUGACCAUCGAGAGGAUGACUUGUGCGGUUACGGUGAUGGCCCAUCUGAUCGUGAAGGUGACAGCAGCGAGGAAUCUGAUUUCGGGGAUGAUCUUUAUAAGAACGAAGAAGACCGGCAGAAGCUUGUGGCCUCUCGUGGUGUGCGCUCAUCUGCUAUAUCUGCAGACCGAGCUGCUGCAAAGGAUGAUGCUCUUAACGAAUUGAGGGCAAAAUCGUAUGAAGCAGCAGGACCAGGCAGCUCUCAGGAAAAUGAGAGAUGCAUCCAAAGGUCUCAGAGCGACGGUGAAGGCUCGAAUGGAGGAAUGCUCGACAGUGUGCCUACGUUUGAGGAUAUUAAGGAAAUUACAAUCAGACGGUCUAAGCUUGCUAAAUGGUUAAUGGAGCCUUUCUUUACGGUUUGUGCAAUCUUUGCAGUAGAAGUUGAUGUGAAGAGUCUGAACAAAGGUAGAUUCAGGAAAGGUUAUUCUUGUGCGGCUACAAGAUUGGUUCUUAGUCAUAGUUUUUAA